UCCUUAAGUACGGAUACAAUUGGUAAUGGAUCGGACAAAUCUAAAUGAAUUGAAACAUAAAAUGCGGCGGCUUCUGAAUUGUGGACACAAUGAGACCGAUGAACUAAAAUACAAAUUGCUCGAAGUUCAAAAAGAACUGGAUGAAGCUAAUGACUUUAUUGCCGAAAUAAAAUUCGAAUUGGAUAGCGUUGAUAUACUUGCUCUCCAGAAUCAAUGGCUGCGCGAUGAAUUGAUGAUGCUAAAGGCCGAGGAGGUGGGCGUGAUUCAUAGGGACUUGGAGGAGGAUCCAGCAACUCAAAGGGAGCGUCGCAGCUAUCGACAGCAAGUUUCUGCUGGAAUGGUGCUGUCCCCUCAGCCUGAAUGCCCACUCCAGGAGCAGCGAUACGGACGCAAACUGGAUUAAACUAAUGGCUGAUUACAUUGCUCGAAAUCUGAAUUUAUUUAUCGAUAAUGAUAUUGUAUGCCAUUAGCCGCUUCCGACUACAAACCACUUAAAAUAUAAGGCUUAUCUUUGUUGUCGCACUUCAUAAAAGUUUAUUUCUGAAUCACAGAACUGAAAUAAACUCAGUAUUUGAUAAAGAUACAAAAAGAAAAGCUGCGCCUAAUUAGGUUUACAUUUUUUCAGUUAAUGAUUACCGAUUCCCAUUUUGACGCAUUUAUAUUUGCACAAUAUAUAUUUAUGUGUCUGCGUUUAAUUACUCACAUACUAUUUAUCACCAAUUGCGAAUUGAGUGUGUUGAAAUUUAUGGUACCUCGAAGUCCACUUAUCUGGCCAUCUAACCUUUUGAACUCCAUGCAUAAAUCAGUCGAUCCUAAUUCGCCUGUAAAUAAAUAAAAUCUAUUGCAUUUACAGCUCGCUGGCUUCCUUAAUGGCCGGUUUGUUGGAUUUGUAAUGCAUUUGCAACUCCCAGAUGAAAAGAUACAUUUUAUGAGCUCUGGCAAUUGGAUGGCCAAAGUGCGUCAGGUGUGCGAAGGUUAAAUUUGCCAUUUCCAAAUUGGAGGAACCCCCUCUAAAGAAAUAUAAAAAACUCUAGACAGUUCUCAAAAUGUAGACUUUUAUUUGAUCGUGUCCGACUCACGUUAAGAUAUAUGUUUGCAGCAUAGACACAAUAAUUAUUAAAUAUAUAUGCAAGUAGAAUUCCGUAAUAUAUUUGUAUCGCAUUAGUUGUACGUGUGCUUCAAUAAUUUAUAUUUACAAUACUUAAAAGUCGCGUGAGACCAAAGUUGGCUAUUGAUAAAAUAAACUUUCAGUUUCGUUGGGGUUUUUUUUUUUUUUGUUGGCUUCAUUUUGGGGGCCAAAAAUGUGUUGUUAGCAUAUAAGUAGUAUGUAUAUUUGUGUAGCUCUUUUUUUUAAAUUUUUGUUAGUUUAUGUAAGUCAUACCUAGUUAAAGAUUUUUUGCGCGAUUAUGCUUACACUUGAAUAUAUAUUUAGGAUAUAUUUAUUUAAAUUUCUCCCUUCUCUCUUUACCUUCUUCCCUAAUUUCGGGUUAAAACGAGCAAUUAGCACUGAGUUAAAUCUGAGAUGAAAAUUUGCAUAAAUAGUUUUCAACAUUUUCGUUCGGAGCAACAGUUUAACGCUUUUAUUCGGGUGUUCGCCUUUGGUAUAUAUAAUUUCGAUAUCUGUUGAAGAAUAUUUUCGUAUAACUCU
This is a messenger RNA of Drosophila simulans, 1648 nucleotides long. RefSeq lists its product as uncharacterized. The transcript has 2 exons. NCBI's taxonomy places the organism in Eukaryota, Metazoa, Arthropoda, Insecta, Diptera, Drosophilidae. Bases 26 to 403 code for a protein of 125 amino acids. The record is from RefSeq and is a predicted model, not a curated record.